CGCUGCCGGAAACCGACUACCACUUUUGAGGCGUCUCCUUUCUAUUCUUGGAACAAUUAAAAUCUGCCUUAUUCAGUCGACACAAAAUACCUUUUUAUAGUGGAUGCUGCACAGUUUGUGUGUCUUCCGCUUGUUCUGACUCAAAACGAACUCUAGUAACAUAUUUCCUUAAGGAUAUCAAAUAACAGAGGCUUGAAAAAGAAAUAUAAAUAUCACGUGAAAACGAUGCUUCUGUUCCGCAUGGCACUGACAUAUUGAAAAAUAACAAUAUCGAAGCAUCCAGUUAACGUGACUCAAUCGCAGGGUCUUAGUGGUUCCAGAAUGAUUUGUUUAAAAUGGAUUAUAUUUGUGUAUUUAUUUGCCACUUUAACAGUGUUUCAGACAACUGUAGCACAAUGCAGCCUGAGUGCCUGUGAGGUUUUUGAAAUGUUAACUCGGGGUAUUAAUAAGGAAGAACAUCCAAACCGUAGCUCUUGCAGUUCUGACAUUCAUUGGAGGCAACUAGACAGAAGGCUUCGAGCUAUAGAACAAUCUACAUGGACUAUUAGUUUCGGCCAGUCAAGAUGGCGCCAAUGUUCCAAGAGUGUGUGUCAAUGUGACGUCGCUCGUCGUUCCCUAAAUUGCUGGAGAUCUGGUUUAUCUAACCUCGCAGCUGAAUUGGUGGUUCCAGCUGAUCUUCUUACAAUGGAUCUGGGAUCUAACAAGUUGCGAACGCUGCACAAAACGACAUUUAAAGGCAUGCGCUCACUUUCCGAGCUCGAUAUGUUCGAUAAUCGAGUGGAAUACUUACCAUCCGGAAUAUUUGAUUCCUUGGUCAACCUCAGAAUUCUGCGACUACAAAGAAAUUAUUUGGAAGAAAUUCACAGCGAAGCAUUCCGAGCUACAAAAAAACUGUUUCAUGUUGAUUUAUCGUACAACUAUUUAUAUACACUCCCAGAAAGGGUGUUUGCCAACAAUUCAAUUUUGGAAACUAUUGACUUGUCAAACAAUCAAAUAAUGUAUGUGCCAGCGGAUAGCUUCUUAGGUCUGGAUUCGUUGACAAUAUUGGAUCUUUCAAAAAACAAGAUCCAGAAAAUAGAACAUGGAACAUUUGUAAUUAAAUCUCUUCAGAUCUUAAAGUUGUCUGAAAACCGAAUAAGUAAUAUUACUGAAAACGCUCUAGAGAGUCUCAAUUCACUGGAAACCUUACUGCUUGAUAAAAACAAGUUAGAAAAUAUUCCCAGUCAUUUACUUUACAGUUUGAAUUGCUUGACCUAUUUAGACCUCUCUAAUAACAACUUGAUAAGUUUAACAGGAGUUGAAUUCGACAAUCUCAAAAUGUUGCACAAUUUGAACUUAAGGGAAAACGCUUUAACGGAAAUACCAGACUUCACAUUUUCAAAGUGCUCUAACCUAGAGAAAUUGGAUUUGUCUAAGAAUAAACUGCGCUUUUUGAAUUUCACAACAUUCCACGGAUUGGAUAAUCUCACAUCUCUUCUCCUCUCUGACAAUAAAUUGCAUGAAGUACAUAUUAAAGCAUUUUAUAAUUUGAAAAAUUUAACGACUUUAUACAUAGAUGGCAACCUGUUUCCUUCAUUACCGUCCAGAACUUUGGAUUACAUGCCGAAAUUAGCGAUAGUCAAACUGUCUGGAAAUCCAUGGCAUUGUGACUGUCACGUUUUAUACAUAUCAGCGUGGGUUCGUCUUAACGAGAUGAAGAUUUGGGACUAUUCCCCGACUUGCGCAUCCCCAUGGUUUCUGGAAGGUCACUUUCUAAGGAAACUGAAGUUCCCAGAACUGUGCGCUGGACAAUGGGCAAGUAUGGUGAACCUGUCACCGCGGCUGCCCAUCCAGCAGUUGUUAGCACUCAACGUAUCUGUGAACAGGAAACCUCAAGAUAGCAUGGAACAAAAUCAUGAUGUCACUACUGUCGACACGUGGCAUUAAUUUAGAAGACCAGUAUUUUAAUGUAAUCAAUUAUGUUUAAAAACUAAUAAAUAUCACUACAACUAACCUCAGUUCUCUGUUCAUCUUAGUUUUUGUUUUUAGGAAAAGCUAUCUUAUUUGAACGGAUAGUAAAACCAAAAAGUGAAAUGUUUAAAACUUUUAUAGUUUACCUAUAUGUCUCAUUAUCUUAUGAAACAUUUAUUUCGGUAGUGAGAAGAAAAUUUUACUUCUUCUUUCAUCAUUGAUUUGUGGAUAUUGGUGGAGGUUGCACACUUAACUUAUUAAUAUUUACAUCAUUUUAAGUAACAUGUAGUGUAUAACAGUUGUAUGUUCCCAAAUGUUAAAAAUAAAAAAACAAUAAUUGUAUUGUAUUGGUAACUCCUUAAUAAUAUCUACUAGGAAAAUUUGUACAUUAAUAUCAUUAUCAUCUAAAAUAAAACUCAAUAAACAGGUAAACUAAAGGUUCCAGAUGUCCAAAAUAAGCACUUUUAGAUUAAUAGAAUAUAAAUUCUCUUAUAUUGCCACAUUUCUGGGUUUUCGCUCAAUAGGGUAGUGCUUUAUUUGUAUCACUAUUUUUACUCAGUAAACAGGCCGCAAUCAUUUCAUGUAUCUUAA
Molecule: messenger RNA, 2541 nt
Organism: Chilo suppressalis (striped riceborer)
Lineage: Eukaryota; Metazoa; Arthropoda; Insecta; Lepidoptera; Crambidae
Source: the annotation of a GenBank genome assembly